AUGGAGGACAUUGCUGUACCCACGAGCUGGUCUGUGCAAUUUAUUACAGCACUGGUUUUCCUGUACGUCCAGCUGAAGGUUUUCAAGAGUGUAAGAUAUACGGGCGGGGAACGACCUCCUGGGACCCCAUCGUUGCCAUUGAUUGGACAUUUCCAUCACCUUUCAUUCGGGAUGCCUCACCACUCCCUCGCCACAAUCGCUGAAAAAUAUGGACCCAUAGUGUGGCUGGAACUGGGAGCUGUAAAUGUUGUGGUUGUAACUUCUUCGGAUGUGGCCAGGGAGAUUUUGAAGAUUCAAGAUCACAUAUUUGCGUCUCGCCCUUCGGAGGUUAUGGUAGACAUGGUGUUCAAGAAAGCUCAGGAUCUAAUAUGGAGUCCUUUGAAUGACCACUAUCGUCUAGCCCGGAAAAUGUUUACCACAGAACUUCUUUCACAAAAGCGGAUGGACUCAUUUCAGGUACAAGUCCAAUUGAUUGGAAGUCUGGUCACAUAA
Marchantia polymorpha subsp. ruderalis is the source of this 492-nucleotide messenger RNA. Lineage: Eukaryota; Viridiplantae; Streptophyta; Marchantiopsida; Marchantiales; Marchantiaceae. The record is from the annotation of a GenBank genome assembly.